Arabidopsis thaliana (thale cress) is the source of this 562-nucleotide messenger RNA. RefSeq names its product ECA1 gametogenesis family protein (DUF784). Bases 48 to 518 code for a protein of 156 amino acids. Lineage: Eukaryota; Viridiplantae; Streptophyta; Magnoliopsida; Brassicales; Brassicaceae. Gene Ontology annotation, cellular component: extracellular region. The record is from RefSeq and is marked reviewed. The transcript has a single exon.
AAAAACAAAGAAAAUCAAUUAAGAAUAAAAUAUCAAAAUAUUUUAAAAUGGAGAAUAAAACAAUGUUUAUGAUAUUUUCUUUGAUCAUGGUUUUGCUAUCGUUUUCUCAUCCAACUUUCGGCAAAGAAAGCGAUAAUGACAAGCCACUCCUCAUUUCAGACGACGAGUUUGAUGCUAUGAUGGCAAGAUCUCCUACAUCGGACAAUUAUAACGAAAAUGUUGGUAGUAAAUAUUCAAAGAAACAAAUAAAUUAUCUUAUGAACUGCAGUAAAAAGAUGGCCGUCCCAGAUAAAUGUAUAGAAGAAGUGAUGGCUGAAAUUAUUCAGAACAAAAGUGCUUCAAGAGAUUGUUGUUUGGGGAUAGUGAAAGCUGGAAAGGAAUGUCACAUGGAAUAUAUGAAAUUAUUUUUUCAAAUGUAUGAACUCAGGCGUUUUACUUCUAAAAGGUUUUCCAAAACUAAUGAGAUAUGGAACAGAUGUUCCACCGAAAUUGGAGUUGUUUCACCAUAUUCUGGUUAAAAAAAUGUAACUAAUUUUAUUAUUUGAACAAUACUAUUAUUUCC